Messenger RNA from Lingula anatina, 1157 nucleotides. RefSeq names its product Na(+)/H(+) exchanger beta. Gene Ontology annotation, biological process: proton transmembrane transport; potassium ion transmembrane transport; sodium ion import across plasma membrane. Gene Ontology annotation, molecular function: sodium:proton antiporter activity; potassium:proton antiporter activity. NCBI's taxonomy places the organism in Eukaryota, Metazoa, Brachiopoda, Lingulata, Lingulida, Lingulidae. Gene Ontology annotation, cellular component: plasma membrane. The record is from RefSeq and is a predicted model, not a curated record.
GGUAUGAUUCCCUUGCCACUGCAGAAAUAUUGAAGAAAAAGAAGGAAUGUUAUUGAAGCGGACACAUACAUAAUGUACUAGUAGAUGUGCAGUUGGUGAAGCCAGAGAAUCGGAUCCUCUUUGAUCAUAUAAAUGGGACAAUGGAUCAUGCUGAAGUGAGAGAACUGACUGGUACCUGACCACAAAACCAUGAUCCUUAUGACCUCCAAUUACCCUCUACCUAAACAACAUUGAAGCUUAUGGCUUAGGAGUCCAGAACCAUGCUGCUUUUUCCUCUGUUCACCUUGCUUUGGUUUUGCCUUGCUGCGGGCCAUGCUGAAGUGACAACGGCUGGAAGCACCACCAUCAAAGACAGUAGUACAGUACCACCUAGCAAUAACAGUGACAGUAUCAGUAACAAUAACAAAGAGACCAUUGAGGAUAAUGACACCAUACAGAGAGGAACCAUCAAUGGUACCUUGAGUACCGUUAGCACAAAGCGCCCUAGUACAACCACAAGCCGACCCCAACCAUCGCCCAGUGACAGCUCUGGCGUUGAUGUGAUUGAUCUCGGCCUUCUGCAUGGUACCAAUGAUCCUCAUUUUAUUGAUAUAGGUGACAGUAACGACAGCAGCCAUCAUGGGAACCAUUCUGUGCACUCCACGGAUCACCCCACACAUUCCCACGAGGGAAUUCACGUCGCCAGUUGGAACUUUGACUAUGUGAAAGCGCCUUUGGUCAUAACUCUUUUCAUUACUGUCGCAGGUUUUUGUAAAUUAGGAUUCCAUCAUGCUGAUUUCCUAUCAUCUAUAGUGCCUGAGUCUUGUCUGCUAAUUGUACUGGGGACCCUCGUGGGCGUGAUUUUAUAUUUUGCCAGGGAUGACAGCGUGUUUCCCACUCGCCUUCCACCUGAUGUCUUCUUCCUGUUCCUUCUGCCACCCAUUAUUCUGGAGUCUGCCUAUAGUCUUCAUGACCGUGUGUUCUUCCAGAAUGUUGGUACAGUGAUCCUAUAUGCUGUGGUGGGGACAGUACUCAACUGUUUCCUACUUGGUCCCACUAUCUAUGGGCUCUCCUUGGUUGGGGCACUAGGAGAGAUUGAUAUAUCCUUCACAGAGUGCCUCCUCUUCAGUUCUCUGAUAGUGGCUGUCGACCCCGUUGCAGUGAGUAUCUGGAAAUAG